GUGAGCCGCCUGCCUGCAGGAGAGGAGCAACUUCUCCGCGUCCGCUCACUCACUGCUGCUGCUGCUGGAUGCAGAGAAGAGAGUGGAGACCUCAGUCCGCGCAGCGACGCUUCAGAAGCGCACUCACUCUUUCCGCUGGACAGAACUGAAGGAGGAGGAGGAGGAGAGAGAGAGAGAGAGAGAGAGAGAGAGACAGAGAGACAGAGAAAGAGAGGUCGCCCCAGAAAAGUAGGCGAAGGAAACCAGGAGCGCUACUCAGAGCAGCUUCCGAGAGGGUGUGGGAGAGGAGGGACUGCAGCCUGCAUGGCCUACACACUGGGCUCAGGACCCAACGCGGGCCCUGCCAUUGGCCCUCAGCAUUGCAUCACUAAGGUGGAGCUCUCUGUGUCCUGCUCUAACUUGCUGGACCGCGAUGUGGCCUCCAAGUCCGACCCCUUCUGCGUACUCUUCCAGGAGGUGGACGGCAACUGGGUGGAGCUGGGACGAACAGAGACGGCGGUGAACAACUUGAACCCAGUAUUCGGAGAGAAGUUCCAGGUGGACUAUCACUUUGAGGAGGUCCAGAAGCUUAAGUUCGCUAUGUUUGACGAGGACAAGUGCAGCAGCCAGCUGUACGAGCAUGACUUCCUGGGAGAGUUUGUCUGCACGCUGGGAGUGAUUGUGUCCAAUAAAAAGCUUCAUCGGCCUCUUACCUUGGCCAAUGGCAAACCAGCAGGGAAGGGAGCCGUUACAAUAACAGCUCAGGAGUUAUCAGACAACAGAAUAAUCACCCUGUCCAUGUGUGGAAGAAAGCUGGAUAAAAAAGAUUUCUUUGGUAAAUCUGACCCUUACUUAGAAUUCCAUAAACAAGGAGAGGAUGGGAAAUGGAUGCUGGUUCACAGAACAGAGGUGAUAAAGAACACUCUGGAUCCAGUGUGGAAGCCCUUUACAGUGCCACUAAUCUCUCUUUGUAACGGCGAUGUGGACAGAAACAUUAAGGUGCUGUGCUAUGACUAUGAUAAUGAUGGAGGCCACGACUUUAUUGGGGAGUUUCAGACCACUGUCACCAAGAUGAGUGAAGCGCAGAACUCAGUAGAGGUGGAGUUUGAAUGCAUUAAUCCUAAAAAACAGAAGAAGAAAAAGAACUACAAGAACUCUGGCAUCAUCAUUCUGAAGUCAUGCAAGAUUACGAGGGAUUAUUCGUUCCUGGACUACAUCCUGGGAGGCUGCCAGCUAAUGUUUACUGUUGGCAUUGACUUCACAGCCUCCAAUGGGAACCCUAGGGAGCCGUCCUCUCUACACUACAUCAACCCGCUGGGCAGCAACGAGUAUCUCUCUGCCAUCUGGGCCGUGGGACAAAUCAUACAGGACUAUGACUCAGACAAAAUGUUUCCUGCACUUGGAUUUGGGGCUCAACUCCCACCUGACUGGAAGGUUUCUCAUGAAUUUGCUAUCAACUUUGACCCCACAAAUCCAUUCUGCGCAGGUGUUGAGGGCAUCGUUCAGGCGUACUCAAACUGCCUGCCUCACAUCCGCUUUUACGGCCCCACCAACUUCGCCCCCAUAAUCAACCACGUGGCCCGUUUUGCCUCCCAGGCCCUGCAGCAGGACACGGCAGCGCAGUACUUCACUCUGCUCAUCAUUACCGAUGGUGUGAUCAGCGACAUGGAUGAGACACGCCACGCCAUAGUGCAAGCUGCCAAACUGCCCAUGUCCAUCAUCAUUAUUGGUGUGGGCAAUGCCGACUUUGCGGCUAUGGAGUUCCUGGACGGAGACAUUAGUGUGCUGCGCUCUUACACGGGAGAGGAAGCAGCCCGGGACAUAGUGCAGUUUGUCCCAUUCAGAGACUUUCGCAACGCUCCGAAGGAAACUUUAGCCAAAUCAGUGCUGGCCGAGCUGCCUCAACAGGUCACACAGUAUUUCAAACAGAGGAACCUGUCGCCUAGCAACACACUGCCAGAGUGAAAGCUUGAGACCUCGAGUUCACACUGCAUGUUGCCAAAAUCUACUGUUUACAAAAACCCUUGACCAAUUUAAAGGACAAAAGUGCAUGUUUUUUUUUUCUAUAAAUAAUUGUUUUUAAUAAAUAAAUGUUUUUAUUUAUUGGCUUACAUAUGCCACCUUAUCAAGAUGCAACGUGAGGUCGUUUUUUUCGUGCCAAACACUAACUGCUUCUGUAAUAUAUAUGAGGGAAGAGAACCUUUGACUGAAUGUAACUUUAUACUUCUGUUCUGUGUUUUAAGAGAUGAUAUUAACAAGAGUUUUAUGUACCUUUUUCUGUAGUGCUUUGUAAUUUGUGUUAAUUGUAUAGUAUCAUGGUCAUGGUGAUGUUCUUGCUUUUAUACAGUUUGGUCAGUCAAUUACGUUACAGUACUCAGGUCAAUAAAUUUCGAUUGAGGUGUU
This is a messenger RNA of Pygocentrus nattereri (red-bellied piranha), 2382 nucleotides long. It is a transcript of the gene cpne2, whose product is annotated as copine II. Gene Ontology annotation, biological process: cellular response to calcium ion. Gene Ontology annotation, molecular function: calcium-dependent phospholipid binding. The record is from RefSeq and is a predicted model, not a curated record. The transcript has 16 exons. NCBI's taxonomy places the organism in Eukaryota, Metazoa, Chordata, Actinopteri, Characiformes, Serrasalmidae. Gene Ontology annotation, cellular component: plasma membrane. Bases 304 to 1944 code for a protein of 546 amino acids.